Molecule: messenger RNA, 738 nt
Organism: Saitoella complicata NRRL Y-17804
Lineage: Eukaryota; Fungi; Ascomycota; Saitoellomycetes; Saitoellales; Saitoellaceae
Product: DnaJ-domain-containing protein
Exons: 1
Cellular component (GO): cytoplasm; nucleus
Molecular function (GO): heat shock protein binding
Source: RefSeq, a predicted model, not a curated record
UAUGAAGUCCUCUCCCUUCCCACCACAGCGACCGCCUCCGAGAUCAAGACCGCAUACCGCAAACUUGCCCUCGCCCACCACCCUGACAAAGUCUCCCCCGACAGUCGAGACGCAGCGCACCUCAAAUUCCAAGAAAUUGCCUUCGCAUACUCCAUCCUCUCCGACGAAAAGCGAAGAGCACGAUAUGAUCAAACGGGGCGAACAGAUGAGAUCGCGGCUGGUGAGGAGGAUUUUGAUUGGAAUGAGUACUUUCAGGAGUUGUGGCAGGGGGUUGUUGAUGGGACGACCAUUGAACAGUUUAAGAAGGAGUAUCAGGGGUCGGAGGAGGAGAGGGGGGAUUUGUUGGAGUCGUAUAAGGCGAACAAGGGAGAUAUAGAGAAGAUCUUUGAAGAAAUCAUGUGCUCCGAGGUUGAGGCUGACGAGGCACGAUUCCGCGAGAUUAUUGAUGCUGCCAUUGAGGCGGGUGAGGUGGAGGCAUACAAGAAAUACCGGUCCAGCACGUCAAAGAAGGAAGCGGGUGCACGGCUGAAGAAGGCGCAGAAGGAAGCAAAGGAGGCAGAGGAACUGGCUGCUGAAUUGGGUCUCGAUAAGGAUCUGAAAAAGACGAAGAAGGGCAAUAAGGCGGAUGAUGAGGCAGCAUUGGGAGCGCUGAUUAGGCAAAGACAGCAAGGGCGAAUGGAGAGUUUGAUUGAAUCUAUGGAGGCUAAGUAUGCGCCGAAGCCGAAGAAGGGAAAGAGG